This is a messenger RNA of Helianthus annuus (common sunflower), 801 nucleotides long. RefSeq lists its product as uncharacterized. Lineage: Eukaryota; Viridiplantae; Streptophyta; Magnoliopsida; Asterales; Asteraceae. The record is from RefSeq and is a predicted model, not a curated record. Bases 1 to 801 code for a protein of 266 amino acids. The transcript has a single exon.
AUGCCUGAUAAGAAUAAUGAUUCUCUUGUUUCCACUAGUGGCACCCUUGUUAGUAAAAUUGAUGCUGGUGACCCGCUUUACCUUCAUCCUAGUGACUCGACUAAUCUGACCAUUGUUAAUAUUAAACUGAAAGGCACCGAUAAUUACAAUGUUUGGGCUAAUGCUAUGAACCUGGCUUUACAAGUUAAAAAUAAAUUAGGGUUUAUUGAUGGCUCCUGUGCUAGAUCUACUACGGAUGAAGUGUUAGGAAAACAGUGGGAUCGUUGUAAUUCUAUUGUUCUUACAUGGAUUUUGAAUUCUGUGUCUGAAGAAUUAUAUUUGGGUCAUGUUUAUUCUAAGCUUGCCUCUGUAGUGUGGAAAGAACUAAAAGAAACUUAUGAUAAGGUUGAUGGGUCGGUGGUCUUUAAUUUGUAUCAAAAAAUUAAUUCCUUUUCUCAAAAUGGCAUGCCUGUAUCCGGGUAUUAUCAUAAACUUAACUGCAUGUGGAAACAAUUAGAUCAAAUUCUAUCUCUACCUACGUGUACUUGUGAUGCUUCCAAACAAUUUAAUGAUUUCAAUCACUUGAUUAAAUUGAUGCAGUUCUUAAUGGGUCUCGACAGUGUUUACCAGUCUGUAAGAACUUCUCUGUUAACUAGGCUAGUUCUUCCAUCUGUUAAGGAAGCCUUCUCUAUUGUUUCCAGAGAAGAAUCUCACAGGAAUUCAAACAAGUUUUCUGAAAAAUUAUCUAAUAAUCCAGUCGGCUUUGCUGUUAAAACCAGUCAAUCAUUUGAUUCAAAAAGGAAAAAUGUUAGACCCCCCUAA